This is a messenger RNA of Closterium sp. NIES-65, 1421 nucleotides long. The record is from the annotation of a GenBank genome assembly. NCBI's taxonomy places the organism in Eukaryota, Viridiplantae, Streptophyta, Zygnematophyceae, Desmidiales, Closteriaceae.
CAGCAUCUGUCUCCUCCCCCCCACCCAUCAACACGCGCCCCAACCCAUCAAUGCAGCGAAAUUCUUCCCCCCAAGCCUGGCAGCCGGGGCUCCUGGCGGGACAACCAGCACCUCACUCCGCCUAUGUCGCCGCUCCCUCCUCUAUCUCACUCACCCGCCUCUCUUCCCAUUCCUUCUCUUGUGUUCUUGCUUUUUCCCAUUCCCCUUCCCCUUUCCCUCCCCUCCCCUCUUCUCCACUGCAGCAGCAUCAGUCUCCUCCCCGCCGCCCAUCAACACGCGCCCAACCCAUCAAUGCAACGAAUUCUUCCCCCAAGCCUGGCAGCCGGGCAAAAGGAGAUGCAGCAUUGGCAAAGCUGCAGCACACGAAUCUGGCAGCCAUCCUGGGAUAUGCAGCGGACAAGGAGGACAUGCAGAUCGCUCUUAUUCUUGUUCCCCCAUCUCCCCCCCCCGCCUUCUACUCACUCUCCCCUUUGCUCUCACUGCUUGUUUGCUCUUUCUAUCGCUGCAGCAAAGAGAUGGCUGCACUGGCGAAGCUGCAGCACACAAAUCUGGCAGCCAUACUGGGAUAUGCAGCGGACAAGGAGGACAUGCAAAUCGCCUAUGACCUCCCUCCCAACUGCACGUGCCUCGAGAACUACCUCUUUCCAGGUAUGCUGAGAGAAUAUUCCCCUUUAAGGAGUGAUUUGAUUAUAUAUGACAAGGAGGAUAUGCAGAUCGCCUACGACCUCCCUCCAAACUGCACGUGUCUUGAGAACUACCUCUUCCCAGGUAUAGGAUGGAGAGGGAGAGUUUUGCCGCUGAGAGUACGCCUCAAGGUGGCAGUGGGGAUCGCCAAGGGGCUGACCUUCCUGCACUCGAGUGCAGUGGUGCAUGGGAACCUGCUGUCGAGAAACAUCAUGCUGGAUAAGAACUUUACGGUGCUGUUGACUGGCUAUGGUUUGGCGACCAUGCUGUCCAAGACAAGCACUCGCAAGAACCUCAAAGGCCCGGGCGGCAUGGCCAAGGACGCGUUUGAAAACAGGGUGGCCCGGACGGCAUGGCCAAGGACACGCCCGGACGGCAUGGCCAAGGACGCGUUUGACUAUGGGGUGGUGCUAUUCGAGCUGCUGACGGGCCGCAGGGGCGCGCUGGUGGCGGACAGGGAGGGCGCGGACGGGCUCAUCGCGUGGGCGAGAGCCGCGCAUCGAGGAGUACGAGCUCAGCGCUGCUUGCGCCGAGCCACUAAACGCAUGGUGGUGCGCAUGUUGGAUGUGCUGGCCAAGGAGUGCGUUCAGGAGGACCCCAGAUGCCGACCUACUAUGAAGGAUCUGGUGGUGAGACUAUACAGUCUCCAAGAAUCUCUGCAUCGCAGUAGCGAGGAGUGGGAGAGUGGGUACCGGGGGAGUGGGUAUGGGGGAGAGGGGACUGGGGGAGUGGGCUGA